AUGUUUUGGAACAACUGGAAAACAGAGACCAAAAAUACCUUGCGUGUUUCAUUUUCAUUUCUGUUGUUGUUUUUUGCUGUUUUGAGCACAGGUAAAAAUUGGGAUUUUUAGAAUCACCUUUCAUUCUGCAAAAUCUUGAUCUGAUACCUACUGAACCUGAUGAUAGUCCAAAUAAGACAUCAUACAAAUAAAACCAGUUUCGAUUUCCCGCUUUCACAAAUUCAUCAAAAAUAAUAAAAUUUUCAGAAAGUAUAUUCCAUCCACUUGUUGUGAGUUAUGCAGAUUUAGGAACUCAUAACAUCGAAAAAACAGAUGCAUUCACAAGUUUAGCAAUUGUUUAUUUUGUCAGUGUAAUAAGUGCAUUUUUCGUUUCCCCAAUUGUUGAUUUAUUAUCUCCAAAAUGGGCAAUGGUUAUUGGAAUGACAACGAAUUUCUUAUCUCAAGCUCAAUUAUUAUAUGUUAAUAAAUAUCUCAUGUAUUUUACUAUGUUGAUUUUAGGAGUUGGAACUAAUUGUGAGUUUUAAAAAAAGUAUUUUUCUCUACAGUAACCCUACAAAAUUUUUACAGUAUGCUGGAUUGGACAAGGGCAAUAUAUAACAAAUAAUUGUACGGAUAAAACUCGUGAGAAAAAUACAUCAUUGCAAUGGGGAUUCUAUAAAAUCAGUUUGAUUUUGGGUGGAAUCACAUUUUUCAUUUAUUUUUUGAACACCGAGGUUCAAAAAGAAGUUCAGAGUGGAAGAGUAAGCUGAUUCUACAUAUUUUGAUCAUUCACCAUGAAUGAAUUCUUUGCAGAUCAAUUAUUUUGUUGGAUUUAUGAUGACUCUCACAUUUUUGGCAAUUCUGAAUACUGCAUUCCUUCCAAAAUCAACAAAAAAUGUUAUUGGACAAAAUAAAAAAUACAAAGAAUUGCUGGCUGAAGUUUUUGGACAAUUGAAAACAAAACGAACUCUUCUUCUCACAACAAUUUAUAUGCUUUUAGGAGUUUCAAGAGCGUUUUGGGUUUGUAAGUCAAACUUUGUAGAUCAGAACUAUGUACAGUACUCUUUUCAUGAUUUCCAGCAAUCUUCCCUGGAGUUGUGAAAUAUUCAAAAUUAGUCGGUGGAAAUACUUCACAAAUGUUUGCUUUAUCAAUGAUUGCAACUGGAGUUGGACAAGUUUUUGGAGCAUUUUUGAUAACUGGAUUGGGUGUGAGAGCAAGAAAAAUUGGCAGAAAUAAUAUUGUUGUGUUUGCUAUUUUAGCGCAGAUUCUUGUUAUGAUUUUGAUUAUUUUGUCUUUUCCGGAUAAUUCAGUUAGAGGUGAUUCGUUUGAAACUGGAUUGUUGUUUUCACCAAAGUGAGUUCAAAUGGAAGUGGGGCUUUCUCUAAACUUCAUUUGGAAAAUAGUUUUUCAAAAACAUAUUUCAGUAUUGGCAUCACAUUAUUCUGCUCAACAUUGUUAGGAUUUGCUGAUGCAGUCCUUCAUACUCAAGUUUACUCAUAUAUUGCUGAUUUUUAUAGUGAAGAAAGUAGCUCCGCAUUUUCAAUUUUCAGAUGUUUCUGCGUACGUUUUUGCAGUUUCAAUUCCCCGAAAAUAUGAGACAAAAUAUUUUUAGGCCAUAACCACUGUUGUUCUCUUCAUUGUUGCAAAAUAUUUCAAUUUAUUGGUUAUUUCUGGUCUCUAUUUAUUCAUGACACUUCUAGCUAUGAUUUCAGUUUUCUUUAUCAAACCAAAUCCAGAUUCCCCGCUAUCAUUACAAGCCUAA
Messenger RNA from Caenorhabditis angaria, 1742 nucleotides. The record is from the annotation of a GenBank genome assembly. Lineage: Eukaryota; Metazoa; Nematoda; Chromadorea; Rhabditida; Rhabditidae.